Bipolaris oryzae ATCC 44560 is the source of this 894-nucleotide messenger RNA. RefSeq lists its product as uncharacterized. The record is from RefSeq and is a predicted model, not a curated record. Lineage: Eukaryota; Fungi; Ascomycota; Dothideomycetes; Pleosporales; Pleosporaceae. Gene Ontology annotation, cellular component: mitochondrion. Gene Ontology annotation, biological process: fatty acid beta-oxidation. The coding region runs from base 1 to 894 and encodes 297 amino acids. The transcript has 2 exons. Gene Ontology annotation, molecular function: enoyl-CoA hydratase activity.
AUGCCAUUCCUUCGCCCCGCGCCCCGCAUCAUAUACCGUGCCAUCCAAACCCGCACGUUCGCAACUGCACAAACCCCAGCCAUCAAUGUCAAAAACAUCCCCGCGCCCCAUUGCGGAAGCAUACGAGUUCUCUCCUUGAAUCGACCCGCAGCGCGCAAUGCGAUUUCCAGGCAAUUGCUCGCGGAACUGAGCCACCAGGUCAAUAGCAUCCACGACGAGGGAGACAAUGGGCCAACGCGGGCGUUGAUCCUGGCCAGCGAUGUCGACUCGAGUUUCUGCGCAGGCGCAGAUUUGAAAGAACGAGCUACGUUUACUCAGGAAGAAACAGCAAACUUCCUCGCGUCGCUACGAGGAACGUUUACAUCGAUUUCGCAAUUGCCUAUUCCCACCAUUUCCGCUCUUGCAGCACCGGCGUUUGGUGGUGGCCUUGAGUUGGCACUUACGACACAUAUGCGCGUCUUUGGUUCUACGACUACAGUCGCUCUCCCGGAAACCCGUCUUGCAAUCUUACCGGGUGCAGGAGGAACUUACCGACUCCCUGCAGUCAUUGGGCUCUCGCGCGCCCGCGACAUGAUCUUGACUGGAAGACGAGUUGCAGCACCUGAAGCUUACUUCCUGGGGUUAUGCGACCGGUUAGUAGAGGUUACGCCAGAGGUUGCGAAGGAGGAAGGAGCUGCAAGGAAGAAGGUUCUUGAGGAGGCAAUCAACUUGGCAAUGAACAUUUGCGAGGGCGGACCAAUUGCCAUCAGGGCUGCGCUGGCAGCGGUCGAGGGCUGUGCGUUGGGCGAGAAGGCCGAGAAUGCUGCGUAUGACCGUGUGGUCAGGACUAAGGAUCGCGACGAGGCUCUUCUUGCCUUUAGGGAGAAGCGGAAACCCGUCUUCAAGGGCGAGUAA